Artibeus jamaicensis (Jamaican fruit-eating bat) is the source of this 1483-nucleotide messenger RNA. RefSeq names its product ergosterol biosynthesis 28 homolog (gene ERG28). The record is from RefSeq and is a predicted model, not a curated record. Gene Ontology annotation, cellular component: endoplasmic reticulum; membrane. Lineage: Eukaryota; Metazoa; Chordata; Mammalia; Chiroptera; Phyllostomidae. Gene Ontology annotation, molecular function: protein-macromolecule adaptor activity. The transcript has 4 exons. Bases 141 to 536 code for a protein of 131 amino acids.
GACGAAUGGCUCAGGUAGCCCGAGGAGCUGUUUUGGGGUAGAAUCUUUGCUGCUGUUGCUAGUGCUGGUGCUGCUGCUGCUGCUUCUGGGCUGGGAGUCCAGUCGCCAGGCAAGAAGCCUUCUCACACAUCCAGAGAGUCAUGAGCCGUUUUCUGAAUGUAUUACGAAGCUGGCUGGUUAUGGUGUCCAUCAUAGCCAUGGGGAACACACUACAGAGCUUCCGAGACCACACCUUUCUCUAUGAAAAGCUCUAUACCGGCAAGCCAAACCUGGUGAAUGGCCUCCAAGCUCGGACCUUUGGAAUCUGGACACUGCUCUCAUCAGUGAUUCGCUGCCUCUGUGCCAUUGACAUCCACAACAAGACGUAUAACGGGCAAAAGCAACUCGGACUUGUCUUCACCUGUUACCCAUUCAUUCCCCCACCUCCCAGUACACGGCCACUGCAAAUGCUGACCUGUGUUUCCAACCACGUCUUGGCCUGGGACUUUUGUCUCUCCGUACUUCUGAUGUGCCCUCUGGUUCUGUUCCCUCCCUAACUGGAAACUCAAAGUCAACUCCCAUGUUCACUAAAUAUAUAAAAACUUGCACAGGAAGCAUGAGCAUCAAAUUUAAGACCCUUUCCUUCUGGGGAGGAGGGAGGCAGGAGAGUGGGAUCCGGCGCGAUAAGGAUCACAGGGUGUUUUAACAGAUAACUAGUAUUUCAUUUCUUAGAAAAAAAGUAUGUGAGGCGGAAAUGUCAAAAUGUCUAGAUUUGAUGGAGGAAGGUAUUGGUUGUAUAGGGGUUAAUUAUAGUAUCCUAUUAUCUAUAAUUUUUUGUAUGUUUAGAGAUUUCAUAAUUUUAAAAAUGUCAGUUUAAAAAAAAGAUGUCAGCAGUCCAGGUGGUCGAUCAUUCUGUAGCUUGCCUCUUCCCCACCCUUUUGUCAAAGCCGAGGAACAAGUCCUCUUCCCAUGAGAUUGUCACCGGGUCCUCCAUCUGACCACUCUCCCAGGCUAAGCCCAGAUAACCAGCCCACAGUGCAAGAGCAUGUAAAAGCACCUGAGGGGUCCUUGCUACUCAUUCCCCUUCAUUCUGUGGCAUCCAUCAUAUGAGCAGCGACCAGCCCCUGCCCGAACACCUGCCAGGUGGGCGCAGAUUACCGAGUCAAGCCAGUCUGAGUAAGUGGAAUAUAUAAGCAUGGCUGAUCCAAAAGUGUCUACACUGCCCGGAAUUGCCAGAAUCCAGACCCUGCUUUGCUAUACCUAAGCCUUGGAGAUCCCCUCCAGAUGCCUGGACCAUUCUCCUUUCAGUUUAGCAGUGGAAACCUUCAGGUUUGCCCUAGUGGGGAGUGGAUGUGACCGAGCAGGCAGCUCUUUCCUAGGACCGCGGCUCCUUCCCUUUAGCCACAGCCACUUCCUGGGUUGCUACUUGUGUGCUUCAGGCCUGACCAUCACUUUCCCUCUGCACAGAGCAAGCAGCACUCAGUUCUUCCUUCUGUCUGCUCCA